AUGGAAACCAAAGAAGCCUCUGGAAAAGAGAACAUGGGGACCAAGAAGAAGAAUCUGACCUUUCUGAGACAGAGACUCUACAUGUUAGAGAGAAGGAAGACCGACAGCGUCGUGGAGAGCCCUGGGGCUGUAGACCACAGUAACUCGGGACCCCUCAGAAGGAGCCAGUCCGACAGAAGCGAAUACAACCAGAAACUGCAAGAAAAGAUGACACCACAAGCUGGGGCCUCUGCACCUGGGCCCACGGCCCAGGAUGAGCAGCAACAGAUCAGAAGAAUGAUGGCAAAAAGGUCGAACAUCAUCAAGGAGCUGAUACAGACGGAAAAGGACUACCUCAAUGACCUGGAGAUGUGCAUUAGGGAGGUCGUUCAGCCCCUGAAAAACAAGCAGAUUGAUAGGUUUGAUGCAGAUGGUUUGUUCAGCAACAUCCAAUCGGUGCAUCAGAUAUCAGCCAAGCUGCUGUCAUUGCUGGAAGAAGCCACAAUGGACGUGGAACCAGCCAUGCAAGGAAUCGGUGAAGUCUUCUUGCAAAUUAAAAGCCCACUCGAAGAUAUCUACAAAAUCUACUGCUAUCAUCAUGAUGAAGCUCAUACUAUGCUUGAGUCAUAUGAAAAAGAUGAAGAACUGAAACAACACAUGAGACACUGUAUCCAGUCCUUAAAGUAA
Molecule: messenger RNA, 666 nt
Organism: Gracilinanus agilis (Agile Gracile Mouse Opossum)
Lineage: Eukaryota; Metazoa; Chordata; Mammalia; Didelphimorphia; Didelphidae
Gene: ARHGEF38
Product: Rho guanine nucleotide exchange factor 38
Exons: 4
Coding region: 1-666 (221 amino acids)
Molecular function (GO): guanyl-nucleotide exchange factor activity
Source: RefSeq, a predicted model, not a curated record